Molecule: messenger RNA, 419 nt
Organism: Sphaerulina musiva SO2202
Lineage: Eukaryota; Fungi; Ascomycota; Dothideomycetes; Mycosphaerellales; Mycosphaerellaceae
Exons: 4
Source: RefSeq, a predicted model, not a curated record
AUGGUCCGUCUCACCACCUGCCUCGCAUACAUCACCCUCGCUCUCGCCAGCAGCGUCGCCGCCGGCUGCGACAAACAUUGCAACGGUUGCUCCAGUAGUGCAGAAAACCCGGCAAGCCAUCCGGGCAAGGAUGCGAGCGAGGAUGGGAUUGCAGCGGUUGCGUCGGCCGGAACGCGCGUUGCAAAUGUGAAAAUUCUUGCUCCGCCAGAAAACCCCCUCAGAAGCGACAGGCCAAAUGCAUCAGUGGCAUCGAUUGCAGCGGUUGCCAAAGCUCGGAAGAUUACUGCAUAUGUGAAAAAACUUGCGCCAGCAACAACGGAGGCCUUAAGGAGAGAUCUCUGGAGAUGGAGGAAAUGGCCGAGGAUGUUGAGGGGCUGGAAGACAUGGCUUUUGCGGCUUAAAGAGGGUGACUCUCUGAG